Pocillopora verrucosa is the source of this 534-nucleotide messenger RNA. The record is from RefSeq and is a predicted model, not a curated record. Lineage: Eukaryota; Metazoa; Cnidaria; Anthozoa; Scleractinia; Pocilloporidae.
AAUUUGGCGUGGCUGUACAUGUUCGGUGAAGCACGAAGAGUUCAACUUCGACGCAAAUAGGAGCCUCAAAAAUGAAUCGUUUGCUGUUCACUCUGGCCGUUGUCGUUCUGAUGACUGCACAUGCUUUUGCUUUAAAAUGUUAUUUCUGCACGUAUACUGAAGACGACUGUAAGAAGAGCAAGAUGGAUGAAAACGAAGCCAACUUUUUAUACACGUGUGUCGACGGCGAUAGAUGCUACAGAAGUUGGUCUAAAAAGAAACACUACGAUGCCAUGCUUAAUAUUGGAUGUGGUACCCAAUCGUCUUGUAACACCCGAAAGUCCAUUUGUGAUCAACAAUCGAAAGAUAUUCCGGACUACCAAUGCGAGGUUAGCUGCUGUUCUGAGGACGGAUGUAACGCAAGCUCAUAUUUCACUGCCAACAUCAUCCUGUUGGCUGUUUCCUCUGUCCUGGGUCUAGCACUGCAGAAGUAAGCCGUGGAAGGCUUUACAAGUCUACUUUUCAUUUCGCUUAUUGCUUGUUUAAACUUAUUUC